AUGGGAUCAACGCAUGGGAUUUUUACGAAAUGGUUCAACAUCAAUCCCUUCUAUCAAUUGCUAAUCGUGAUGCCCCUUCUCCACUCCUCAGCCGUCUCCAUCGCUCAACUCAUUCUCUUCCGAGCGAAUUCGGUUCUCUUGCCGAGUUCUCGAUUCAAGCUAUCUCAUAGAAAAUUAACUUCUUUCAUCUCAAUUUUCUAUCUCCUUAACAUUGUACAAAGUGUUGUGCCCAUUCUACUCAUCGGUGUUGAACAAGAUGGAGUCCAAUUAGCUAAAGAUUAUAUUGAUACCCAUCCCGAAUUCCCGAGCCUCCAGAAAUCGUACAACUCGUCGAUGAUGGAGAACUUUGAUGUGUAUGGGAUUUCACAAUUCCUAAUAGCUGGAUUUUUCGGAAUUCUAACAGCAGGAAUUUGUGUUUUAAUCAAACCCUCAGCGAUUUGUCUUGUUUGGUUUUCGGCCUUCACAAUGCAU
This is a messenger RNA of Mesorhabditis belari, 471 nucleotides long. The record is from the annotation of a GenBank genome assembly. NCBI's taxonomy places the organism in Eukaryota, Metazoa, Nematoda, Chromadorea, Rhabditida, Rhabditidae.